AUGCCUGCCCCAUAUUCAGACAACCUCUACUCUGACCCAGACCGUGCCGUCUCGGACCGAGGCCGCGACGACGAUGCGGCCGCCGCCUCAGCCCUGUCCCCCUCGGACGGGUACUUUCGCCAUGACGACGACGACGCCGUCUCGCCCACGUCGCAGCAGCCGUCCCAUGUGUCGCGUCGCUCGGGCAGCGCACCCUACGUACCCAAUGUCUUAGUCGAGGAUCCCACCCUGGCCAAGGACCCCGACUCCAAGGCCCAGAUUGCUCAGCGUCUGAUAAAUAGAGACGCCGGCGCUCAUAACCCUUCCACAUCGCCUCCCCAGCCGCACCAAAACCCCUACUUCCCCUCCUCCGCCUCGGGCGCCUCCAUCGCCACGCCCAGCACAGUCACCUCGUCCUCACAUCCCUACACGCAGAGCACUCGUCACCACGCCAGCGUCCAGGACGACCCCGCGCAGCAGCAGCAUCGUCAGCUUCACGUCAACACGUCCCCCCAGCACCAACCCUCCAACUACAACACCCACGCCUACAACGCACGAGGCGACGCGCCCCCUGCCUACACACCCUCAUCGCCCGAAAAUAACCCCAACAUCCACAGCUACUCUACCUUUCCCGCGUCGACACCUCCUACCAUGGGCGUCCCGGAAGAACGCGAUCAGCUCUUAUCUCCCCAGCAGCAAGCCUUCUCCGACCCCCCCAAACAGCCCCUCUGGCAGCGCAUCAGACAUUCGCACGACUCGGGUUCUCUUCGCAAGAAGAUCAAGAAGAUACUCGGCGUUCUAGUUGUUGUUUCCAUCAUCUUGGUGUUCCUGGGAUUCAACAUGUCUGGCCCCUCGUAUAGAAAACGAAUCAUUGACAAGUCUCCCAUUCGCAUCCCCGACAUGGACGAGAGCGACUUGGUCUGGCGCCCGGCCGCCGGAUCUUGUCGCGAUACUCCGCAGACGUACCCCAAGAAGACGUUCCACGCCAGUCUCAGCUCCGACCGGGUGCUCUCCAUUGAACAAACGAUGCGCAAAAAGAGCUGGACGGAACCAAAUGGUCCUACCCCCAACGUCAACGGCGAAGUCAUUCUGCGCCCGACUGACUCUGGCAAGGCCGAGAUUGAUGUGGAAAUUAUUGCCAACUACAAGGACCUGGACAUUGCUGUCGAGUUUAGCAACAAUGGCGGCACCGACCACGUCAAGGUCACCACGCCGCGUAUUGUCCCCAAUGCUUCGUGGCGCGACGUCUGCAUCCAGAUUCGCAUCACGGCCUGGAUCCCCGAAAAGGCCCUCGUCAACGCCCUCACCGUCAGCACCGUCUCUCUCAACGUCUUUGUCCAGGAGGGACUGGCCCUCGGCGCCGAGAAGGAGGUGGACUUUUCCACCGUGUCCGGAAACCUCAUCUUUCCCGCCGACAACACCGACGUGGAGCCGUACAAGAUGGAGGCGCCUCGCUAUAAGUACUCGACUGUAUCUGGCGACGUCAAGGGCUGGUUUCCCAUGUACCACAACCUGAGAGCCAACACGGUUUCGGGCAACAUUUUCGCCCAGAUUACGCACAAAGACGUUGUGCUCGAGGCGUCCGAAUCCUCCCUUUUGGACUUUUCGUCUGUGUCGGGCGAUCUCAAGCUCAACGAUGGUAGCGAGGACGCGGGCGCGUCUAGUUUCAACAUCCCCCCCCGUGACUACCUCGUGAAGCUGGCGACAACAUCAGGUGGCAUUACCGGCAACCUGCUCAUUGGCUCUUCGUCCAAGUUUUCCUCCGUCUCAGGCGACCUCGAGCUCAACCUGGUGCCCGUUCUCGACGAGCGCUGGCUGCACUCCAGCUGGCGCCCGCUGCUCAAGACGGAGACGACGAGCGGCAACCACCGCGUACAAGUCGCCGACCCGCAGUUUGUCGCCAUUCCCGAUAAACUGAACCCCCCUGAGCGGCCCACGCUCCCCGAAGACCGCAAGGGCAAGGAUCAUCCCGAGACGAAGCGCCGCCGCAUGGCGGAGAAUGCGCGCGGCCUGACGGCGUUGGAGUCGCGCCACUCGUCCAUUAGCGGCAACCUGCACCUCUAUUACCCGGCAUCCUGGGAGGGCACCUUUUCGGCCGAUGCCAUGUCCUCGGACAUUUCCGUGCGCGGCAAGGACGUCGUUGUGGAUAAGAAAAAAGGUGGCUUUGUUGGCAAGACUGUUUCCGGCCACAAGGGUGAGGGCUCCUCGUCGAUGAAGAUUGAUGAGAUGUCGGGGAAUAUCAUCUUGUCGAUUGGACAGGAGUAG
Messenger RNA from Cordyceps militaris CM01, 2244 nucleotides. RefSeq lists its product as uncharacterized. The record is from RefSeq and is a predicted model, not a curated record. The transcript has 2 exons. NCBI's taxonomy places the organism in Eukaryota, Fungi, Ascomycota, Sordariomycetes, Hypocreales, Cordycipitaceae. Bases 1 to 2244 code for a protein of 747 amino acids.